Molecule: messenger RNA, 5792 nt
Organism: Phlebotomus argentipes
Lineage: Eukaryota; Metazoa; Arthropoda; Insecta; Diptera; Psychodidae
Gene: PsGEF
Exons: 17
Coding region: 195-5060 (1621 amino acids)
Biological process (GO): signal transduction
Cellular component (GO): nucleus; plasma membrane
Molecular function (GO): protein binding; guanyl-nucleotide exchange factor activity
Source: RefSeq, a predicted model, not a curated record
CGUGCAAAUAGUUUUUCUCGCAAAAGAAACUAAAAUGUGUGAAUUUUGCAAAUAAUCAUACCGCAGUUCUUCUUGUACGCAGCGAAUUUUUGGGAUGUUUAUCAUUUCCAGUUAGGAAUGCUGCUAAAAAGGCAAUUAAUGGAUCGUACAAGUUGCAAUCCCAGUCGUGUUUGACUAAUCCGGUGUGUGCUGUCAUGGGUGAGAACUCCCAGUCAAGUGUGGACGAGGUGAUCAGCCUGGAAGAGUUAGGUGGCGAACAUGCUUCCCAUACUACAAUUGCCUUUAGCAAGAAGGCUCUCCACCAGCGCGAUGCUGAUGAGAAUCUCUUCCUACGCUUCCUGGAAUUGGACCCUCCGCAGGAUGCAACUGGGGCGAAUCGGCGACAGUCCACGACGAAGUCCUCCAAUGGUCGAACGCCCUUCACGAUCACGAAGAAGCUAUCACGAACCGGCGAAAGUCGGGGCUUUGGCUUCUCUAUUGUGUGGACUCACCCACCACGAGUGGAGAAGGUUGAAUCAGGUCAAUGUGCGGAGCGGGCAGGGAUUUGGCCGGGCGACUAUGUGAUCUUUGUCGAUAAACACAAUGUAGUGACAAUGCCGGAAGUAGAUAUACUCAACCUAAUACGCUCCCAGGGUAAUAGUUUAACAUUAGAGAUAUUUCGGCGACCUGUUCAGCAACAGCGGACUACAAUCGCCGCCACCCACACAACCCCUUCUACGAGCCACCAGACGCCCGUUCACGUACAUUCCCAGGCUUCUGAUACGCCGUCACACCAACAAAACGGACUACAACUGCACCGCAUGUCGUCUGGCACGCAGCUGGCCGGUACUAGGUCCUCCAUCGCCUGCUCCAACGCCUCCAUUUCCGCAGAGACCACGAAGAGGCGUCUCCACCUGCCCCAAGUCACCUUCAGCAAAGAGUCAAUUUUACCACAGAGUGGAGACGAUCAGAGACGGAGAUACUUGUACCAAUUGAUAAGCAGGGAACAGCAUUACGUAAACGCUCUCCAGUUUGGGAUGCAGCGCUUUACGUCUCCUCUGAGAGAACGCAAAGACUUAAUAUCACCCAGCGAUCACCGAACUUUAUUUCAAAAUAUCGAUGAGGUAAAACUUAAAAAAUGUAUGAUUAGUGCGAUUUCUACAUUGAUAAGAUUAAUAUCUCUGCAGCUGCAACGAAUAUCUGAGGACAUUCUCGAGCAAUUAGUGCAGGACGAUUUAGAGCCUCAGGUUACCUUUGCCUCCCGUGUCUACAUGUCCAAGACUACGGCCAUGUGUGUGGCUUACAAGAAGUACUGCAAUGGACUGAAGCGGGCAGACUGUGUUCUCGUGAACAAAUCACGCCACGCUAAUUCGGAGUUUGUCAAGUUCAUUACUGAGCCACAAGUGCCACGGAAGCGUCCCGACCUUACCUCCUUCAUCCAUCGACCCUUGCAGCAUUUCCGUGAGGUGCUGAAGUUUAUCCAAGUCACUACGUCGCAUUGUCGUCUUGACAGUGAUGAGUAUCGAAACUUCUCUCAAGUUGUCCUGGAGCUACAGGCCGCCUACCGCGAAAUAACUGUCGGUGGAGGUCUCAUGGAGCCACUGGGUGAAGGUAAACCACUACUAACACUGCAAGACUUGGAAUCUCGUCUCGUAUUCACGCGUUGUAAACCCUUUGUCCUCGCAACACCGGGUCGCCAGUGGGUUUUCGGUGGCGAUUUGUCACGUGUAGAGGGCCGUUCUGUGAAGCCGUACUGGACACUGCUGUUUAGUGAUAUUCUCCUAUUUGCGAAAGUCAGUAGAGAUCGAGUCCUAUUCAUAACUGAAGAACCUCUUCAACUUGUAAAUAUAACUGACUCCUGUUUCAACAUCAGAAAAAAAUCCACUGAAUUUCGGAUAACCAUUGAUCCUCUGGGGAAGACCGCUGAAAGCCCUACAGCCCAUUGCACACCAGAUCUCACGAAAACACCACGGAGGAAUUCCCGAAGACGCAGUAUAAUUUUAAGGGCACCGUCAUCUGAAUUAAAGGCUGUUUGGCAAAACCUUUUGCAACGACAAAUAUUUCUUGUGAACGCCGCUCUGGGAUCGACUCCACUGAGUAGUCCACUGGACUCUCCAGACGUAAUGCAGAGCCUCAUUCCCUUAAGCAGUGACAUUGGAGCAGCCACGACUUCAAUGGCGUCAAUUAAAUUGUCAUCUGUAGAUAGUUUAGCGGUGAAAAACAAUCAGCAACAGGAACCCGAUAGCACCUCCACUGACACAUCAAAGCAACUGGAAGAGUUCAUUGACGAAAAGUGUCGACAGAUGAACAAAUCGGGAACACCACGUGGAGGAGCUUUACACUUGGCACAGUGGAUGAAGGGACAACUGGAUCAAGCUAUUAGCAAGCAUGAGAGUGAACGAACAGCCCUGUUGAGUCAAUCCGAGCCAAUUGAAUCCGAGCCAGAAGACGAUACCAUUGAAGAGUGGACGACUGAGCAAGUGCGAAAGCGAUCGCGAGAGUUACAGUUGAUCGACGGCAAUGGGCGAUGCCAAAUGCUUAAGAUUGAUGGGCCUUUAAAGUUCAAGGAUGGUGCUAAUGGUAGAAAUUCUCGAAUGGACGAUCUCUCUGGUGCAAGUGAGGUGGAAGAUGAAAGCAAAAGUGCAUCUAGAAGUACAACUUCCGAUAGUCAAAUCACUGUCCGUUCGAGUCCAAUUGCCCAUGCUACAGAUACUCUUUCUGUAUGUCGACAAUGUCACAAAAAUUGCUCAAAAGGGAAACUAUCACAUUCUUCGACUUCAACAAAUUCUCUCAAAGUGCAACACACCCAGAGAAAUCUUGGUACACAAUGUUGCAAAGCCAGUACCACUGCAAGUAGCAUCACCAGUGGAACCUCUUUGUCAGCCUCUUCCACGACUAUCACUGCCGGCGAAGUGGAAUUAAGAACUACAGCCAUUCGAAAAACCCACCAAACUCCAAUGCCGAAUGGUCUUCCAAAAAGACACAUUAUGUGCAAUUGCAAGUGUACUCCCCAAGAUUUUCACGGCACCACCAUCAGUCCCGAUGAAAUGACUCAAGAGACAUGCAGACUUUUAGACGGUGUGCACGAAAUCAAGAGAGUAGGGCAAUUGAAUCACGCUGGAGGCGUCAUAAACCACGCUAGUCCCCUUGGAAAAUGCAAAUGUGCAUGCACGGAGUCAUCCAAAAAGGAUGACUCAGACGACUGGUCAUUAAUGCUAAUUGGAUUAUCUCAGAUAAAUCCAACUUCAUCAUUGGUACACCAAGAUCCUUUCGAGGCAGUCCCCAGCAUUUCUGUUGUGCCCCCCACCCCGGACGGAACUAGCGUCAGCAGGGCAUCCGCGCAAACGUGGGAUGGUACCAAAGGUAGUAAAAUGGUAAAAAAUACAUCUAAAGACGAUGAAAACUCGCCAGAAGACGAAUCACCUCACGAGGAGCCACCCUACAAAGUGUUAAAUACCAGUUUAAGACGAUAUGGAACUCUCUCCAGUCUUGAAAAACUCCCAAGUGAAGAUGCCGAGACGUACAAUUCAUCAGAUGAAGAGGCAAUUGACGAUGGAGACAUCAAAAUUGUUACGAAAGAGGUCUAUAAUCUUAAUGAUGCAAACAACCCCUCAUUGAGAAAUUGGACCGCUAGAGCUGGAUCUUAUAUGGUGGAAAAAAUGUCCUUCUUUGAGGAGUCUAGGGCAUUUUUCGACAAAUACUUGGGACGUUGGGAUCGUGAUGCUGACCAACAAUUAACUUCAGCGGGGAUUGAUGAGGAGAAUUUGGAUGAAUGUACAUCAGGUGGAACUUCAGGUGAAGAAGUUUGGGGCACCCCAACAAGUGGAGGGGAAAAUGAUGAAAUUCAGAUGUUCAACUCUGACCACACUCAGUCUUCUCCUGAGAGAUCCUCCUCAUCCUUCACUGGAGACGAUGAUACUGAACUUAUGAUGGAUGAACUUCUGAUGGCUCCACCAAUGACUGCGAGCGCAGUGCGAGGACUUUUGCCACGUUCUAGUUACAAUUAUUGUAGGAGAAGAUUAGAACCAUUGUUCGAAGAGGAUACCGAGAGUGGGGAGUCCGAAGAGGAAAACAUGGCUCUCGGUCGAUCGUCCAUCAAUCAGGGGCAAGUGGCGGAAAGAAACUGGUCAAGAAAUGGACCAACUUCAAAAGAUUCACCAGAAAGCACCACGUCAGAGACCCUGUCCGAAGCGACGGUCAGCACACCACGAGAACUGGAGUCGACAGUGAUUUCGAUGCCCACAGAGGUGGCGGACCUGGAGAUAGAAGUCGGACUCAGUGUGCCUCCCGCAGUGACGAAGGUGGAGGACGACUGUGGAAGCGUUGCUGACACAUGCUCUUCUCCAUCUCAAAUACCGAAGGAUGCAAGCGUAUAUGCCGCAAGUACCGAUCAUGUCGAAAAGUUUUCAAAUGCUGCGGCACAUGUCGGUCUGAGCCCCCGUUUAGAGAUGCGCUUAGCUCUCAACCAGGAUAUUAUGGGGGACGAAGAUCUUAUAAGUUACGACCCUGGACCAGAUCUCAGUACAAUUCUAGGACACGACCUCUCCACAUACCAGCGACUAACUGGACGGGACCUUCUGACCCGCUCAGCCAAUCCCAGAGUGGCCAUAGUGAAAGAAGCGGGAAGCAACUCGUACUAUCAACAAAAAAAUUCAAAGAUGGACACUCCAACACCAAAUCGCAAAAAGCCAAAUCCAAAUACAUGGAACAGUUCUGCAUCUGUGGAUCAAGCCGACGAAAAAAGACUGUCAGACCUCGAACGCCUAGCGAGACGCGAGAAGAUGUACUGCAUGUCUCAAUUGAGGAGUGGUCAACUGGUAGCUCAAACGGAUCCUUCGCAGAUCAAUUCACCGAGCACAACGCCAAGUCGGAGACCAAGUAAAAUAUUCAGCUUCCUCACGCGACGAAAUUCAGAAAAUCACUUGCCCAAAAUAUUCCCGAAGGAAAUGGGAGAUGAUUUGAGUGUAUCUACGAAAACAUGUUCACCACGUCGUGAAAACGACAAAGCACUGGAACGACGAUUUUGGAAGCAAUUGACACGCAGACGUCGUCACUCUGCAUCGGAAAUUUCGGCCAAUUAGAGAUGAAAUCACGUUACCUUAUUGGAUUUGCCAAAGAGAAAAUUAUAUAGAGAAUUGGUGCUGAUAACCUGGAGCGAAGUCCUGCAGCAACACAACUUAAGGGUAGAUUGAAGUUCAAUCCCACUCAACGAAAAUCACCCAAUAGCAAAAAAGAUUUAGAGCAUUAUAGACAAAUUUUAUAGUUAGAUCAAAUUUCAUCAUCAAACUCACUCGACAAUUCUAAAUUUCGAUAUUUUACCAUUAAAGUCACCUUUGAAUAUUACGAUAGUUGAAUUACCGAUAGAGUUUAGUCUCUUAAAAACUCAAAUCAAAGAUUAUAAAGUGAAUUUUGCUAAUAGCUAGGCAUGUUAAUUCGUGAGACAAUUUCACUAAAAUGUCUUAAAAGAGAUUUUUGAAUAUUCUAGAAACAAUUACAGCAUCGAAUAUAAUACUGAGAGAUUUAUGAAGAGAAUAUUGUGAAGCAACAAUUAAAUUGUUCUUAUAGGCCUAUUAUACUGAAUGCAUCAAUUCUACCAGAGAAAAAAAGGAAAUGAAAAAAUUACUCUGAACGAAAAUGAUUAUAAUACACAUCCAAAACAUUAAUCUCAAAACAUUGAAUGAGAGUAGGUACUACUGAAAACCAUUGCAGAAAUAUUUAAACCUUUAGAUGUGUCCAGAUUAUACAAUAUUUUGCCUUAAUUGUAAGUGAUUGAAGUAGAGAAAGAACGUGUAACUCUACUAGUUUAGAAAUGG